CUAGACGAGCACAUGAUGGGAAUCAACCAAUGGCUCCACUGCACUCCUCAGGGGCCCCGUGUGUGUGUAUCUGAAGAAGAAAGAGUGAAACGGCAAAAGAAACCCUCCAAGAAUCCCAUUCAUCUCCACCGAAACACGGAACGAAGCGAGCGGAAACCUCAAGCCAUCCCAUGUCAGUCUAUGCGAUCGCUUUUCCGUCGCGACCGACUCGUUUUCUUUCGCGAGAAGCGCGUGGAAUGUGAAUGAGGAUUAUACUGAGAUCCAUUCAUGUGCUUGGCGUCAGUAAACCGCUGCAGAAAUUGACGAGCUGGUCCUAACGAAGGUCCGUUAUGGGAGAUUACGUGCAAAAAGCAGACGAUUGUUUUCAUUUCGUGCAUUUAUAAUGAAGUUCACUUCACGUUGAUAGAGAAGAAUGUUCGCAGACUUGAUGCGCUGUUUAUUGCGUUGUGCGUUAUUACUACUAUGCCUUUGCUACGGUGUUGAUAUUUUGUAGCAUCGGAGUCUAAUGUUGGGCUUUGCUCAGGCUCUGCUCGGGUGUGCAUGUAAGCGCAGAUCAUUGAUGUCGGACGGAGAGCGCAGGAGUCUCUGGAGUCUCCGCGGUUCCGACCAAACAUAGGAAAAACGGAUGUAAACUGCCUAGACUGUCGUAUGUUCAGGACGAGACGCGCGGGUCUGGUUCGGCGACUCUGGAGAAGCCGUGUGAUCACCGCGGGUAAAGAUGGAGGUGUGGAUGACUGGAGUGACAGCAACCCGGAGAAAAUCCCCAGAACGGAAUACACCGGGGCCUCGUGUGGCGCACACGUAGGGGAAAGCGGGGAACCGGGGGUCUUUACUGAACAUGAUGGAGAAGGCUCGUGUGCGUACAGCCGGCACGAAAGCCCCCCGAGCGAGGGCAGAACGGUGACAUGUUGUUUGUUUAAAGACCUUCAGAGAGGCAGUCAGGGCAAAAACAGAUUGACUUGUCAUGUGGAACAUAGAAACCAAAACACUUGCGUUUCGAGUGCCCGGGAACGGAAAAAAGGCGUCGCGACGGAACCAGAACUCAAGAAGUGCGCGUAUGCCUUUCUGAAAAAGUUUAAGGAAAGUUCUCUGGAUGUUUUACUGGAGGCAGUGGAGUCUCAUGGCGGGAUGCCGAGUGGAUGUGUUCUGGUAUCACAAACUGAAGUGCGGAUUGACGGUCAGCUGGUGUCUCCUAAGUACCUGCUAUGUAGGUUGUUUCGCUGGCCUGACCUGCGGCUCUCCUCUAUCCUCAAACCCCUGUGUUACUGCCAGAGCUUUAGAGCAGAGGACAGCCAGGCUGUCUCAUGCUGCAACCCCUAUCACUACAGUCUCCUCUGUGGACCACUUCGAGAUGACACGCCGCCUCCUCCCUACUCCCAUCUCUCUAAUUUACCAGAACACAAGCCACUGAAUUCUUCCCUCCCAGUGCUGCCUUACACAGAAACGGAGGCCACAAAUUCGCCCAGUGCCAUGUUACCGGAUUAUUCGGAUGGCAGCAUGUCUCCCUCCUCCCUGGCACAGAACCACUGGUGUAACGUGGCAUACUGGGAGCUUCGCACACGCGUGGGCCGUCUGUACCCAGUGCACGACCGUUCUCUCAGCAUCUUCUACGACCUACCUCAGGGUACAGGCCUGUGCUUGGGCCUGCUCCCCCUUUCUCCCCGUUCCACCUCCGUCCAGCGCACCCGCGGAAAGAUCGGACACGGCAUCCUCCUCAGCAAAGAGCACGACGGAGUUUGGGCCUACAAUCGCAGCGAGCACCCUAUAUUUGUGAAUUCACCGACUCUGGAGCAUCACCCCUAUCUGAGUUUGACUGUCAGGAGAGUCAUGCCAGGCUACUCCAUUAAAGUUUUUGACUACGAGAAGUCGUGCCAAAUUCAACCCCCCGGCGAUCCGGCGCACCCGGAAGGGCCGUAUGACCCGAACAGCGUGAGGAUCAGUUUCGCCAAGGGCUGGGGGCCGUGCUACUCAAGACAGUUUAUUACAUCGUGUCCUUGCUGGCUGGAGAUUUUGCUCAACAACCAUAGAUAGCAUACAGUACACAAACGUAUACAUACUUUAACCGUAUCGCAUCCAGCACAUGCUCACUACAAGCACUCACAAUCCCAAAUGUAAUCUAUCUAAAUUUAAUAUAAAGUUUUAUAUAAACGUAUUAUAUGGAAUACUUGUAAAUACUGAGUAAUUUUUACAGCAUAAUUAUUUAUGUAUGGUGCAGUGUCUUUAUGGAUGAGCAGAGGAAAUAAAAACUAUGGAAAUGCA
Molecule: messenger RNA, 2259 nt
Organism: Triplophysa dalaica
Lineage: Eukaryota; Metazoa; Chordata; Actinopteri; Cypriniformes; Nemacheilidae
Gene: smad6a
Product: SMAD family member 6a
Exons: 4
Coding region: 649-2031 (460 amino acids)
Biological process (GO): anatomical structure morphogenesis; regulation of transcription by RNA polymerase II; transforming growth factor beta receptor signaling pathway
Cellular component (GO): heteromeric SMAD protein complex
Molecular function (GO): transcription regulator inhibitor activity; I-SMAD binding
Source: RefSeq, a predicted model, not a curated record